Podarcis muralis (Common wall lizard) is the source of this 3295-nucleotide messenger RNA. Its product is annotated as primary amine oxidase, lung isozyme-like. Gene Ontology annotation, molecular function: copper ion binding; primary methylamine oxidase activity; quinone binding. The record is from RefSeq and is a predicted model, not a curated record. NCBI's taxonomy places the organism in Eukaryota, Metazoa, Chordata, Lepidosauria, Squamata, Lacertidae. Gene Ontology annotation, cellular component: plasma membrane. Gene Ontology annotation, biological process: amine metabolic process.
AUGGGAAGGGAGGAAAGGAGCCAUGGAAUCUACAGCCAGGUAUUUGCUGAUUUGACUCCGGAAGAGAUCAUGCAAGUGAAGAUCUACCUGCAGUACAACCUGGGGGUGCCAUUGGUAGAACCUCCUCAAGCCAAGCCAUCAGACAACUGCAUUUUUUCUAUCACCCUUCAGCUUCCUCCCAAAGCCGAAGUGUUGCAAUUCCUGGACCACCAAGGGAGCAGGCCUGCGCGGCAAGCUCUGGCUGUACUCCAUUUUGGAAACCAGCAGGACCCAAAUGUCACAGAGUUUGUGGUUGGUCCUCUUCCAAAACCAAUGUACCACCAAGAUGUCACAGUGCAGAAGUAUGGAGGGAAGUUGCCUUACUCCAGAAGGUUUCGCCUAAAUAAUGAGUUAAAAGAAAUCGUUACUUUCCUGAAGAACAAAGAAUACCCCAAGGCUCCAAACUUUAUGCAGAAAGUACUAUAUUACAAUGGAAGCAAUUUCAAAUACUCCUACGGAAUGCCACCUGGACUAAAAUCAGGAGACCGGAAAAUCUGGGUUGCUCAUUUCCAGAAUGUUCCUGGCAGUUAUCUGCAUCCAGUAGGAUUUGAAGUCCAUGUGGAUAUUCGCAGCCUAGACAUUUCUCAUUGGAAAGUGCUAAAAGUCUUCUAUAAUGGACAGUACUUUGAGGACAUGGAAGAUAUUGAGAGACAGUUCAUUACGGGACAUGUUAAAAUAGCCAAGGUCAAAAAGGCUCCUUCUGAUGGAGGAUAUUCCUCAUUGAAGCAGAGGGUUCCACACCAGAGACUAGGCCCCUUGCAGUAUGAACCUCGUGGCCCCCGCUACCGUAUUUGGAAUAACCAGGUUUUCUUCAUGCCCUGGAGUUUUGCCUUUGGCAUAGAUGCUAAUAGGGGGCCACAGAUCUUUGAUGUUAGGUUUAAGGGUGAGAGGAUAGUCUAUGAGUUAAGCUUGCAAGAUGCAUCUGCCAUCUAUGGCUCCAACACUCCAGGGGCAAUGCUGACCAGAUACAUGGACCUAAGCUUUGGCCUUGGUUUAACUGGCUCCACUCUCACCCAAGGCGUGGAUUGUCCUUACCUGGCUACCUAUUUGGACAGGCACUAUUUUCUUGAUUCCUCCUUGCCUGUCACUCGCAAAGGCUCUAUCUGCAUCUUUGAGCAGAAUGCUGAGGUCCCUGUGAGACGCCAUUAUGACCGCUCAGAGCCUCCGUUUUACGGAGGGUUGGUGGAUUCUGCUCUUGUCUUCAGGUCCAUAUCUACAGUUGGUAAUUAUGAUUAUAUUUGGGAUUUUAUAUUUCAUCAAAAUGGAGCUAUCGGGAUCAGGAUCCAUGCAAGUGGAUACAUUCAAUCUGCUUUUUACUUUGGCGAUGCCUUGGAAUUUGGAAACAGAGUUCAAGAGUGGACAUUGGGAACAAUUCACACUCACAACAUUAAUUUCAAGGUGGAUAUGGACAUUGGUGGUGUGAAAAAUUCCCUGGUAGCCAAUGACAUGGCUUUUGAGACAGUCAAGGCCCCUUGGAGUCCAGAGAAUAAGAUCCACCGGAUGAAGAUAGUAAGGAAAGUCUUGGACACUGAGAACAAGGCCGCCUUCCGCCUUCACGACAACAUGCCAAGGCACAUAUAUUUUGCUGCCAACAGCACAAACAAGUGGGGCCAUAAGCAAGGCUAUCGGAUCCAGAUGGUCAGCUUUUCUGGAGACCACCUGCCAGAAACAGAUCCAAUGGAGCGAGCCAUCAGUUGGGGAAGGUACAAGCUGGCUGUCACCAAACGGAAAGAGAAGGAACCAUUUAGCACCAGUAUCUAUAACCAGAUGGACCCAUGGACACCUUCAGUGGCCUUUGCUGACUUCCUUAACAAUGAGAGCAUUAUCAAUGAGGACCUGGUUGCCUGGAUCACCGCUGGCUUCCUGCAUAUUCCACAUGCUGAGGACAUUCCCAACACUCCAACGCUUGGGAACGUGAUUGGCUUCUUUUUGAGGCCUUACAACUAUUUUGACGAUGAUCCUUCCAUGGAUUCUCCAGACAGCGUUUUCUUCAGCAGCCAGCAGGACCCCACUUCCUGCGACGUCAACUACCUCGCCUGCAUGCCAAAAACAGCUGCGUGCUUGCCCAGCUUCCCGCCUUUCACUUAUGAGGGCUUCCAAAACAUGACAACGCUCUGAUGCCUUCUGCAUAUACCAAGACCAGCAAAUCCCAGCUCUGACCAGUGUCUUUGAACCCAAAUCUUAAGCUUUCACAUUGCACAUGUUCGCUAGUUGUAUUUGCAAGAAUCUUUUGCCGGGACUCUGUGCUGGGCAGACAACUAGAUCACCACACACUUUACAUCGCUUGCUGUUUGCCACACAAAGCUGCAGUGUGAUAGCCUGAAGCUGUGAUAGCACAAGUGACCAUAUUUGCCUAGCACACUAUCAAUUUACGAUGCCAUUUGCCUUCCAGUAAACUCAAGCCUAUUACCAAGAAAUUUAGUAUGUGGCUGCUCACAAAUGGCCUGUCAGGAAGAUUUAUGCACAUCAGUUCUGCCAGUGUCAAUCCAAAAACAGAUCUGUUUAGCAAAAAGCAGGGACAGGGUAGGAGGAAAUUGAUGUCAAAAGCUAAGCAGUCCAUUGGGUUUCUCUUUUUAAUACAACUGGAUUAUUUGUAAAUUUUUAAUUUGAUAUUUCUGCAAGUAGCAGUGCUGAUUAUUGUUUUAAUGGAAGCACACCUCCAAAACUCAUUUAAUUUGGUGUCUUUGGCACCGUUUUGCUGAAUUGCUUUUCAAUUUAGCAAAAGGCAGACUAGAUUGCUAUGCUUAAGUGAAUGGGGUUUUGUAGUGUCUCAUUCCACAGACGUCAGGAAAAGUCAAGCAUCACUCCACCUGUCAGGCUCAAAAUUUAAGCCCUGUCAUUUUUUAAAAAUAUACUGGGGCAUCUUUAUUAUGGGCACUGUCAAGCUGCCACAUUAAAAGACUCAAUCCAGGUUUUACCAAUAAUUGUGUAUCUGUUUCUUAGUUGUGUCCACAUCUCCUGAACAUUGAAAAUUGCAAAUGUAAAUUGCAAAUUAAAAAUGCAUCUCAAUCAUUCUUAGUGGCAAAGAGAAUAAUCUUUCAGCAGAGGAAAUGCAGGUUUAUUCCCUCUGACCACCACUGAGAACCUGAAGACAAUUUCUAUUUCUGAGUUUGCAGCUUAUUCAAGACAAAUAUGGUACCUUUCUGGACAUCUGGGCAGUCUACAUCAAUCUUUGCCAACCUGGUACAGAUAUGUAUUAGACACAUCUGGGUUGACACCAGCAUCCUGCAGUUAGGAUAGAACAUUAGACUUUUAA